Messenger RNA from Suillus plorans, 652 nucleotides. RefSeq names its product ribosomal protein L14b/L23e. Gene Ontology annotation, molecular function: large ribosomal subunit rRNA binding; structural constituent of ribosome. Gene Ontology annotation, biological process: translation. NCBI's taxonomy places the organism in Eukaryota, Fungi, Basidiomycota, Agaricomycetes, Boletales, Suillaceae. The transcript is spliced from 2 exons. The record is from RefSeq and is a predicted model, not a curated record. The coding region runs from base 137 to 595 and encodes 152 amino acids. Gene Ontology annotation, cellular component: ribosome; mitochondrial large ribosomal subunit.
CAUAAGUACUUGAUGACAAUAUAAAAUGCCUAUACCUUAUUGAAUACAUAUAUGCACAUCAAUUCCCACCCGCCCCACGACAAGUCACUGCCACCAAUCCCACAUUCUUUGCUUUUUUCGUCUGUCAUUUGAGGUGAUGAUUGGGCUCAAGUCUACACUUAAUGUCGGUGAAGUUCUGUAUCCAUUUUAUGUCCUCACUCAGCUCACAAAAUUUAUGCAGGUAAUAGACAACUCCGGCGCACUACUCAUCGAGUGCGUCAAUGUCCUCAAACAAAAGGUCAAUAACGGUUGGGGCUCUGUCGGUGAUGAAAUAGUCUGCGUCGUCAAACGCGCGCGCCCAGUAUCAGCGGCGACUCAGGCAUCUACGACUGCGGUCAAAGUCCGACGUGGAGAUGUUCGUCGAGCAGUCAUCGUGCGAACCAAGAAGUCAGUUCGAAGACCAGACGGGCGUUUCAUCAGGUUUGAUGAUAAUGCGGCAGUCCUUUUGAAUAACAAGAGAGAGAUGCUGGGGACGCGUAUUGGUGGCGUCGUGAGUGCUGACUUGCGCAUGAAAGGCUGGGGGAAGAUUGUCAGUUUAGCACCCAAGGUUGUUUGAUAGAUGUAUAUCAGAUACUUGCCUUAAAAAACCUGCUAUUAGCCUUUCACGGUUCCA